AUGCUCCCGCUCUCACUUCUCAACCUCGCCGUCAGCCCGGGAUCGAGGAGCCUUGCCGACCGGCGCUGCUUCUGCGCCGCUGCGGCAGCUGCAGUCAUCGCCACACCGCCACAAGCCGUGGCCGCGUCGCCGACAACCGCCGCUAUUUAUGACGCCGAGGCGUCAGCCUACGACGCCGCCUACGCCGACAGCCUGGUGAGCCGUGCGGUCGGCUUUGACUCACUUCGGAGGAGCGUGGCGACGCGUGCCCACGGCGACCACGCUGGCGACGUGCUCGAGCUGGGCGUCGGCACCGGCCUCAACCUUCCCUUCUACGAGCCAGCGAUCGCAUGCUCGAGCUGGCGCGGCGAAGAGCCGGCGAUCUGCCGCUCGGGCAAACCCCCGCCAGAGCCGCUGUGCAGGGAGCCGCGCGUGACGCUGCGCAUCGCCGACGCCGCCGCGCUGCCCUUCCCCGACAGCAGCUUCGACGCCGUCGUCGACACCUUCGGCCUGUGCGUCUUUGAGGCGCCUGGCGCGGUGCUGUCCGAGGUGCGGAGGGUGCUGCGGCCGGGCGGGGAGGUGGUCCUGCUCGAGCACGACGACGGGCCCGUGAGCCGUGCGCUCGCCUUCACACGGGGCACUUCCGCCGUCGCGGCGACGUGCGCGUACGAUCAGGAUGUGGCCGCGCUAGUGACGGCCGCCGGGCUGCGGCUGAGCGAGUCCGAACCGGUGGCGGGCGGCUUCCUGCGCCGCGUGGUUGCUGGGAGAGCGCUUGAGCGUUGAGAAAGGGGAGAGCCCCUCAGGGCCCUUGUGCCUUAAAUUGAGCGGCGUUUCCCCCCGCCCGCGGCCUUUUUGUGUGAGAGGAAAUAGUACGCGGUAAUCUUCAUAUCAUUGAGAGAC
Messenger RNA from Emiliania huxleyi CCMP1516, 879 nucleotides. RefSeq lists its product as hypothetical. The record is from RefSeq and is a predicted model, not a curated record. The transcript is spliced from 6 exons. The coding region runs from base 1 to 762 and encodes 253 amino acids. Lineage: Eukaryota; Haptophyta; Isochrysidales; Noelaerhabdaceae. Gene Ontology annotation, molecular function: S-adenosylmethionine-dependent methyltransferase activity.